UCUCUCUCUCUCUCUCUGCCUCUCCCAGUCGAGCUAGCUCGCUGUUGGUGUGUGAGAGGGGCAGCUGGCGGUCUAUGCUCUGCUCGGCUCACUGCUAGCAAUGGCGCUGCGAGCGGGCCAGCUCUUUUCUCCGUGUCUACUCGCGGUGGCUUUGUUAUCGCUCGCCAGCGGACCACAGUUCGGACUUUGCUGUCCGAGUCGCUGUCUAUGUUUCCGAACCACCGUGAGAUGUAUGCACCUAAACCUGGAAACCGUACCAGCAGUUUCUCCUCAGACUACCAUCCUAGACCUGAGGUUCAACAAAAUCAAGGAUAUACAGCCGGGCUCCUUCAGACGAUUAAAGAACCUCAACACACUCCUCCUCAACAACAAUCAUAUACGAAGGAUCCCCAGGGGGGCAUUUGAAGACCUGGAAAACCUCAAAUAUCUCUAUUUGUACAAGAAUGAAAUCCAAUCAAUUGACAGACAAGCAUUUAAGGGGCUUGUCUCUCUUGAGCAACUGUACCUGCAUUUCAACAACAUCGAGUCUUUGGAACCGGAAUCUUUCACCCACCUACCAAAGCUGGAACGACUGUUUUUGCACAACAACAGAAUCACCCAACUCGUCCCAGGAACCUUCUCUCAUCUUCAGGCCAUGAAGCGAUUGCGACUGGAUUCCAACGCAUUAAACUGUGACUGUGAGCUGCUGUGGCUGGCCGACCUGCUGAAGCAGUACGCUGAGUCGGGUAAUGCCCAGGCCGCCGCCACCUGCGACUACCCCAGCCGCCUGCAGGGCAGAUCGGUGGCAACGCUCACGGCUGAGGAGCUCAACUGUGAGGUACCCAGGAUCACCUCAGAGCCCCAGGAUGUGGACGUUACAUCAGGGAACACUGUCUACUUCACCUGCAGGGCCGAAGGCAACCCCAAACCACAGAUCAUCUGGCUCAGGAACAACAACGCUCUGAACAUGCGUGACGACAGUCGUCUGAACCUGCUGGAAGACGGGACGCUGAUGAUCCAGGACACCAGGGAGACAGACCAGGGAGUCUACCAGUGCAUGGCCAAAAACGUGGCUGGGGAGGUCAAGACUUCACAGGUCACACUGCGGUAUUUCGGAGCCCCCUCACGGCCAAGUUUCGUGAUCCAGCCCCAGAACACUGAGGUACUGGUGGGAGAGAGUGUCACCCUGGAGUGCAGUGCCACAGGCCAGCCACAGCCCCGGGUCUCCUGGACAAAGGGCGACCGGACCCCGCUGCCCAACGACGCUCGCAUCAACAUCACCCCCUCUGGAGGGCUGUUUAUCCAGAACGUGGUCCAGGCCGAUGGGGGACAAUACACCUGUUUUGCCUCCAAUAACGUUGACACCAUACAUGCCACAGCUUAUAUCAUUGUACAAGCGAUCCCACAGCUCACAGUCACACCGCAGGACCAGUCAGUCCUGGAGGGUCACACGGUGGACUUCCCUUGCGAGGCGAGCGGUUACCCACAACCAGUGAUCGCCUGGACAAGGGGGGGCAGCCCGUUACCCCUGGACCGCCGUCACGCGGUCCUGUCUUCUGGUACUCUCCGCAUCACUCGGGUGGCAGCCCAUGACGAGGGCCAGUACGAGUGCCAGGCCGUCAGCCCUGUGGGGACUGUGCAGACGGCUGUUCAGCUCAGCAUCCAGCAGAGAGUAACGCCUGUUUUCACAAAUGCUCCAAGGGACCUGACGGUUGAGUCUGGCCAGGAUGUCCAGAUUCCCUGCAGUGCUCAGGGCCAGCCACAGCCUGUCCUCACCUGGAACAAGGAUGGUGUGCAGGUGACAGAAAGUGGCAAGUUUCACAUCAGCCCUGAGGGUUACCUGGAGGUGAAGGACGUGGGCACUGCUGACGCUGGACGCUACGAGUGUGUCGCUCGCAAUCCCAUCGGCUACCAGGUGGCUAGCAUGGUGCUCACCGUCACAGUUCCUGCAGUCAGCAGAGAGGGAGACACCUUUGUGAGCACCUCCAUAGAGCAGGCCAUCCGUAACGUGGACAGUGCUAUUGAGUCCACAAGGAGACGUCUCUUUGAUGGUCAGCCUCGUACCCCAGGAGAGUUGCUAGCUCUUUUCCGGUAUCCACGGGACCCCUACACGGUGGAGCAGGCGCGAGCUGGGGAGAUCUUCGAGCAAACUCUUCUGCUCAUCCAGAACCACGUCAACCAGGGGCUCAUGGUCGACACCAACGGCACCGCGUUUCGCUACAAUGACCUGGUGUCCCCCCACUUCCUGGAUGUGAUCGCCAACCUGUCCGGCUGCACGGCCCACCGCCGCUUCAACAACUGCUCUGAUAUUUGCUUCCACCAGAAGUACCGCAGCCACGACGGCACCUGCAACAACCUGCAGCACCCCAUGUGGGGCGCCUCGCUCACCGCCUUUGAGCGACUCCUGAAGUCCGUCUAUGAUAAUGGCUUCAACCUGCCGAGAGGCGCUACUGAGCGGCUGCAUAAUGGAUUCAGGCUGCCGCUGCCGAGGCUGGUGUCCACCACCAUGAUCGGAACCGAGACCAUCACCCCCGACGACCGCUACACUCACAUGCUGAUGCAGUGGGGUCAGUUCCUUGACCACGACCUGGACUCGACGGUGGCGGCACUCAGCCAGUCGCGGUUCUCCGACGGCCAGCUGUGCACUCAGGUCUGCACCAAUGACCCACCGUGCUUCCCGAUCCAGUUCCCCCCCAACGACCCACGGCAGCUGCGAAGUGGCGCCCGCUGCAUGUUCUUUGUCCGAUCCAGCCCUGUGUGCGGCAGCGGGAUGACGUCUCUACUCAUGAACAGCGUUUAUCCAAGAGAGCAAAUCAACCAGCUGACGUCUUACAUCGAUGCUUCAAACGUCUACGGCAGCUCGCGACAUGAAUCGGAGGAAAUCCGAGACUUGGCGAGCCAAAGGGGUCUGCUCCGGCAGGGCAUCAUACAGAGAACAGGGAAGCCUCUUCUGCCGUUUGCCACCGGACCGCCAACUGAGUGUAUGAGGGACGAGAACGAGAGUCCAAUUCCCUGUUUCUUAGCAGGAGACCACCGCGCCAACGAGCAGCUCGGGUUGACCGCCAUGCACACGGUUUGGUUCAGGGAACACAACCGCAUAGCCACAGAGCUGCUGAGGCUGAACCCCCACUGGGACGGGGACACCAUCUACCACGAGGCUAGGAAGAUAGUGGGGGCCCAGAUGCAGCACAUCACCUACAGUCACUGGCUGCCAAAGAUCCUGGGUGAGGCGGGCAUGAAGAUGAUGGAGUCGUAUGCCGGUUAUAACCCUAACAUCAACGCUGGCAUCCUCAAUGCUUUCGCCACUGCUGCUUUCCGCUUCGGUCACACCCUCAUCAACCCGAUACUCUACAGGCUCGAUGAGGAAUUCCAGCCCAUCCCCCAGGGACACAUCUCGCUGCACCGGGCCUUCUUCUCCCCGUUCCGCAUCGUGAAUGAGGGCGGCAUCGACCCCCUGCUUCGCGGGCUCUUUGGCGUCGCCGGUAAAAUGCGUGUGUCCACACAGCUGCUAAACACAGAGCUGACGGAGAGGCUGUUCUCGAUGGCCCACGCUGUGGCUCUGGACCUGGCUGCCAUGAAUAUACAGAGAGGAAGGGAUCAUGGGAUACCGCCGUACAAUGAUUACAGGACCUUCUGUAACCUGACCUCAGCUCAGACGUUUGACGAGUUGAGGAAUGAGAUUAAGAACCCGAGUGUCAGAGAGAAACUACAGAGGCUGUAUGGCACUCCGCUCAACAUUGACCUGUUCCCUGCCCUGAUGGCUGAAGACCUGGUUCCUGGCAGUAGACUGGGGCCCACCCUCAUGUGCCUGCUGGUAACUCAGUUCAAACGCCUGCGGGACGGUGACAGAUUCUGGUAUGAAAACCCAGGUGUGUUCACUCCCGCCCAGCUGACCCAGCUGAAGCAGGCCUCUCUGACCCGGGUGCUGUGCGACAACGGGGACAACAUCACACGCAUCCAGCAGGACGUCUUCAGGGUGGCGGAGCUGCCCCACGGCUACGGCAGCUGUGACGACAUCCCUCAGAUUGACCUGCGCAUGUGGCAGGACUGCUGUGAAGACUGCAGAACCAAGGGUCAGUUCAACGCCCUGUCAUACCACUUCAGGGGACGCAGAUCAGCUGAGCACAGCUACAGAGAGAAUAAACCAGACGACAGCAUCCAGGAGAACAGCCCAGUGGAGGAAACGGUAGAAAGUCCAGUAAAUGUUACUCUGACCUCCAAAAAAAGCACUGAACCCUCAGUCACCGACUUCCAGGACUUUGUCUCUGACAUGCAGAAGACGAUUACAAGUUUACGAAAGCAGAUUAAAAGACUUGAAGCCCGUCUGAGGAAGACUGACUGCACUGAUAGCGAGGGACGCGAGCGAACAGAUGGAGAGCGGUGGAAAAAGGACUCCUGCUCCAUAUGUGAAUGCAGAGAUGCCCAGGUGACCUGCUUUGUGGAGUCUUGUCCACCGGCCAAGUGCAAACGGCCUGUCAAGUUAAAAGGCGCCUGCUGCCCGGUGUGCCUGGAACAGCCAGAUGUUGACAAGCGACAAGAAGCGAACACCCACCACGACUAACCCUCAGGACCCCCCUGACAAACACAUUCUAGUGUCUGAAAGUCACACACACACACAGACAUCCAGAGAGAGGAUGAGACUCUUGAAGGUGUGCUAAUCCGCAGCCACCAAUAGCCUCGAUAGACCCAAUAGCCUCAGUUUUUUGUUUUGUUUCACUUUGUAUUCUUUUUCUUUGAUCAGUGGAGGGGUUGGGGUUUUUUUUUUUUGUUCUUUUUGGCCUCUUGCCCCCUCCAGGACCAGCAGCCUGAGGCUCAGUUUGAAAUCCUUUGGCAACAAGCCAGCAAUCACUAAAUGGAUUUAUUUCUGAACCGAUGGGUGGAUGCAUGGAUGAAUGGGUGGAUUGUAAACAAGACGGACAAAAUCUCUCCUCCUCGCUUGGAGUCCACUGAGGCCUCUGAAGUGUAACAAACAGCCACUGUGUUUGCUCUCCUGCGACUAACACUUGGUGACAAAACGCAGGGGCCAGUUUGCCGUCGACAAGCGGGAAAGGGAAGUAGAUUGAAAGGCGGCAGCCGUUAUGUUGUAUCACAGAAUUUUCUCAGGUUAGAGAUGCCGAAAACUGGUGCUAUUUUCCCCCCUUUUUUUUUUUAUUAAUGAUUUAAUCACUAAAUACAAAUCUUCAGUAUUGUCUUUUGUAUACAAAGCAACCUAUAUACACUCAGUAUAUGCCUUUUAAUGAUAAAUCACAAUUGAGAGGAUUGUUUUAUUCAAACUAAAAGACUUUAUGAAUAGAGUUACUUCAUUUUAAUCCACGGUGCUUUAUAUCAUGUAAUAUGUAUUUUUUUUUUCUGUCCCUUUUUUGUAUAAAAAAAAAUGCUUACAUAUGAAGAUAAUGUGAAGCCCUACAAAAAUGUUUGUAAUGCAAAAGAAAUGUCUACUGAUUACUGCUCCUCUAUCCUUGGACAACUUUUUAGUAAACGUACUUAUUGUCUCUGCUGGCCUGUCCUGAACUUGAGUGAGGUGGAGCCGCACGGCGCUCCCCAUUGCAGGACACUCGAUCCAGCUCUUGCACUGUUGUGCUUCUUUCCAAGUGUCAUUUUGCUUUCAGAAAGCAGUGAGAGAAUCUCCAUUUUUACCACUGUAAUGUUGUGAACUGUCCCGGUAUUUUUUUUUUUUUUUUUUUGCUCAGUCUUCUAAAGCCAAAUGUAUGAAAAAUGAUUUAGUAACUUCUAAUAUUACAUAAAUAGCACAUGUUCUAUCUAUGAAACUAUGUAUGAAUGUCGUAUUGAGGUCAGGAUUUAGCCUUUGGUACUGCGAACUCUACCACAGCAGUAUUCUCCCUCUGACCUGCUCAUAGUUGUUUUUUUUUUUUUUAUUCAUGUUUAUUCAUCCUUAGUCCACAGACUACAGACAAUUGAAGGACUGCUACCAUGACUGUUGACUGUUCUUUUCUGCCUUUGUGGACCUGCUCUCUUAGCCCCAGUUUACACAAGGACACGCUUGCAUGCAUUCCUUUAGUCGAGCGUCCGCUUUUCUCUCUUUAAGCUUUUACUCAUGUGUGUUGAGUUUUUUGGGACGUUUCCACCUGCGAGGAUCAUCUUCAGCAUUGAUGUAGGUUAGGGAACGCUCGGCCUGUUCAUGUUUCUUUGCCGUGUUGAAGAUUUUGAGAGCGGGGGUGACGUCAUUCAGCAGAGCAUAUGUGGUGCGCAGGCUUUCUCUAGCCCUCUGACCCUCAUUCCACUGUAAUGGAAGCCAUAUGAGAGGGGAAGCAAGGGUGAUGUUGGGGGAUGGGUGCUGAUGAUUGGGAUACAGUGUCAAUCAAAACAAGUCUUCAACGUGUUGCUAUUGUGAGACAGAUUUAUUCCACUGACUCCUGUCAGCUGGUCCUCCACAAGUACUGUACAUAGACAAACGCCGCUCACUGUACCCCAUGCACUGGCUCACUUAGUGUAACAAAUGUCACGUUUUUUGUUUUCCUGUUUUGCUUUGCUCCUAAUUGUGUCGAAGCGGCUGCAGCUGCAGUGUUCCUUUCCAUUGUUUUCUUUAUGUGGUAACGUCCUGAGCAAGCAUCUGUCACUAAACAGAAAUAAUACUCUCUGGAAUGUUCCAUUCAGGAUUCCAGAUGGAUUAUGGGGCUGGCAGUCGCACUGGUAAAUUGGUAUCAUAUCGCAUGUUUGAAUAUACUGGACAGGUUUGUACAUCAAACUGUGUGUUUACAGUUGUGUAUUUUUCUCUCCUUCGUUGCAUUCUGACUGUGGCUUCUCCAACAACACCAGUAACAUCAUGUUGUCUGAUGUGUUUAUGUUUUACUGAAUUUAGUAUUUUGGUGUAAUUUCAUAAACUCUGUGAAUGAGUGAGUGUGUGAGUCUCUUUCUGUCUCAGUAACAGACUAAAUGCAUUUCGGCCCAAGGUUUGGCUGCCAAAGCACUGUGAGCUCUCUUUGUUACCAGUCUUGAUUCAUAUAUAUCUGUUGUAUUAGUUCAUUUUUGUUUUCAUCAUGGUUCACUCUCUUUUUCAUUUCCCCUUAAACUCCCAAAUGUCAAUGGAAUGCACUGCUCUGCAAGACUGAACAUGCUUUACCUACACUGUCCCUUAACCAGUGGUCAAUGUGGAUAUAGUAGUACCUGUCAUGACAUUUGUAUUGUAUUGUACGUUUGCCAAAGAAUGGUUUGCACUGUAAUGUAUGCCUCUCAACAGUAAUAAUAAAUAAAUAAGCCACAUUUGAAUUACA
Seriola aureovittata is the source of this 7211-nucleotide messenger RNA. RefSeq names its product peroxidasin. Lineage: Eukaryota; Metazoa; Chordata; Actinopteri; Carangiformes; Carangidae. The transcript has 23 exons. The coding region runs from base 101 to 4540 and encodes 1479 amino acids. Gene Ontology annotation, molecular function: heme binding; protein binding; peroxidase activity. The record is from RefSeq and is a predicted model, not a curated record. Gene Ontology annotation, biological process: response to oxidative stress.